Molecule: messenger RNA, 320 nt
Organism: Neolamprologus brichardi
Lineage: Eukaryota; Metazoa; Chordata; Actinopteri; Cichliformes; Cichlidae
Source: RefSeq, a predicted model, not a curated record
GGAACGAUUCAGAGCUGGGCCAUCAUGAUGCCAGUGAACUUUCUGGUCACUCAUUGGUGGACCAACUUAACACCAGCAGCAUCAUGUCAGUAAACCCACCAAGCAGCAACGAUGCCUGCCUCAGCAUCGUCCACAGCCUCAUGUGCCACCGGCAGGGCGGCGAGAACGAGGGCUUUGCUAAGCGCGCCAUCGAGAGUCUGGUGAAGAAGCUAAAGGAGAAGAAGGACGAGCUGGACUCUCUCAUCACUGCUGUCACCACCAAUGGUGUCCAUCCCAGCAAGUGUGUGACCAUCCAGAGGACUCUAGAUGGACGGCUGCAG